GCGGAGCGGGCUGCGCGCUGUCAGGCAGCAGGGGCCACCCGGCCACCAGCGCUCGGGGGACCGCGGAGCCCGCGCGGCGCUGGGCUGUCCGGCCGCCGCCUCUGAACUGUCCCACGGGCAGGGCAUGGGCGCGGGUGCUGGCGCGGCACGAUGAGCACGGGAGGCAGCCCGGUCCGCGCCUACGACUUCCUGCUCAAGUUCCUGCUAGUGGGCGACAGCGACGUGGGCAAGGGCGAGAUCCUGGCGAGCCUGCAGGACGGUGCGGCCGAGUCCCCAUACGGCCAUCCCGCGGGCAUCGACUAUAAGACCACCACCAUCCUGCUGGACGGUCGGCGGGUGAAGCUGCAGCUCUGGGACACGUCGGGUCAGGGAAGAUUUUGUACCAUAUUCCGCUCCUACUCUCGGGGUGCACAGGGUGUGAUCCUGGUCUACGACAUCGCAAACCGCUGGUCCUUUGAUGGCAUCGACCGGUGGAUUAAGGAGAUCAAUGAGCAUGCCCCGGGGGUCCCUAAAAUCCUGGUGGGGAACCGCCUGCACCUGGCCUUCAAGCGGCAGGUCCCCACGGAGCAGGCCCAGGCCUACGCGGAGCGCCUGGGUGUGACAUUCUUUGAGGUCAGUCCGCUGUGCAAUUUCAACAUCACUGAGUCCUUCAUGGAGCUGGCCAGGAUCGUGCUGCUGCGGCAUGGGAUGGACCGGCUCUGGAGGCCAAGCAAGGUACUGAGCUUGCAGGACCUGUGCUGCCGGGCAGUGGUAUCCUGCACGCCGGUGCACCUGGUGGACAGGCUACCGCUGCCCACGGCCCUCAGGAGCCACCUCAAGUCCUUCUCAAUGGCCAGCGGCCUGAAUGCCAGGAUGAUGCAUGGCCGCCCCUGCUCCCUCGCCACCAGCUCCGGCCACAAGAGGACCAGCCUCCGAAAAGCAAGGCCCACCCACCUCCCGCAGAGCCCCCCCAAACGCUGCACCAGAAACAGCUGCAAAGUCUCCUGAGGAGGGUGCGAGGCAGAGGAGCGGCACAGGUGGGAGGCGGGAGGCUGCUCUGGACCCAGACGCCCGCCAAUGUCACGGUGACCACGUGGCCCCUAGCAAUGACGCCGUGGCUUACCUGACAUUUCUGCGUGGACGGGCAUGGGGCUUUUGUUUCAGAUGUGUGUUUAUAAAGGGGAGAUCUUCUCUCAAUAACAUGGAAUUUUGAAUGUUGCUUAGAUCAUGACUGCAGUGCAACUUUUUUCUCAAAAUAACUGCUUUUAAUAAGAAUGAUGACGUGUGUUUUGAGCAUAAAUUCUAGAGACCAAAAAGCAGGGAUGGAGAGAGAAAUCAGAGUCUUCAACGUUAGGCAGAGCCUUUUUGUAAACCUCCUUUUUAAUGUCAAAGCACUAAUUUAUAAAACGCCACAGAUAAGUUAGAGAUAUGCACAACAGGUCUGUCCAGCUUGUGUAUGAAACAGAUUUGAUCAAGUUUUUGCUACGUUAUUUACUACGUUUUGGGAUUAUUAAGUGAUUUAUAUGCAUAUUUUUCUGCAAAUCUACACUUUUUUGUACACGAUGUUCCACGAGUUAUGAAGCUAAGGGAAGAAAAUGCCAAAGAUAUCUCUCGUUACGGCGAACACACCGCAGCACAGUUACACCAGGUCCAGACGGGCAAGAAAAUGUCAGAGUCUAACGUUUCAGCUGAGUGAACACUGUUGUUUAAAACACUGUUUCUCGAAAAUAAAAAAGUAUACCUGUUUCUUGGUA
Molecule: messenger RNA, 1733 nt
Organism: Hippopotamus amphibius kiboko
Lineage: Eukaryota; Metazoa; Chordata; Mammalia; Artiodactyla; Hippopotamidae
Gene: RAB40B
Product: RAB40B, member RAS oncogene family
Exons: 6
Coding region: 151-987 (278 amino acids)
Biological process (GO): protein localization to plasma membrane; intracellular signal transduction
Cellular component (GO): plasma membrane; endosome; synaptic vesicle
Molecular function (GO): GTP binding; GTPase activity
Source: RefSeq, a predicted model, not a curated record